Acromyrmex echinatior (Panamanian leafcutter ant) is the source of this 964-nucleotide messenger RNA. RefSeq lists its product as uncharacterized. NCBI's taxonomy places the organism in Eukaryota, Metazoa, Arthropoda, Insecta, Hymenoptera, Formicidae. The record is from RefSeq and is a predicted model, not a curated record.
GUAGACAAUUUUCUCCAUUAAACUUAACGAGGUUAAUUUUUAUAAGUAUACAUAUGUAGUAUAUGUACAUGCACAUAUACAGGCAUCGACGGAAUCCGUAAAAGAAUAAAUUUGCGCAAAUAAAAAACGGCGGAAUCGGCGGAAUAAAGCCACGACUAAUCACGAGCGUCCCGCCAAUUCUGCACUAUGGGCUUCCGCUUUCCGUUUUUCCGUCAAGGUGUGAACCCGGCCUGAGGAUGCGAUUACAUAGCCGCGGUACGCGGUACAAUAACUAAUAGUAACUAACUAGGCAACUAGGAAAUCGCGUAAUUAGUAUAUAGGCAGCCAUGGCCGUCAAAACAUCCCCACCACUCCAUCUUCGGCCCCGGGAGCGUAACCUCUUUGGGAAAUGGCGUGCUCUGAUUGCAGCGUCGUCAUAUCCAGCGAUACGUCGUGGAGUUUUGGCGAAAUCGUAAGAGGAAUCUUGAGUCCAAGGGCGGCAAGCUGUAGUUUUCGAAAUAUGUUCCUAUACCGUGUUCGUCAAUGUAGAAGACGACCCAGUGCCAGGUCGAUCGUGAUAGCUGUGUUAGCGACAAUGGCAGUUGACUUCGUCCACACCCUUGGCAAUCGGUCGGCAGAUGGAAAAACGUGCGAAGAAAUAAAAACGAAGUUGGAUGCCGUCUAUGGGAACUCUUCACCAUCUAUGACAACCGUCAUAGAUAUUGGUUCAACGAAUUCAAACAUGAUCGUUCGUCUGUUUUUGAUGAGGAGCGCCCAGGCCGCCUGGCAGACGUGGUUACUGAGGAAAUCGAUACCGUUGAAAAAGUCCACGACAUGAUUCUCGCUGAUCGCCAAACGAAAACUAAGCCGACCUAACGGGUGUCCUCCACGAUACGGAAUCGCCCGGUCUACUAUGAAACAAAUGUUGGAAUUUAAUAAAACGAACUUUUAAUAAAAUUUUCUUUGAUUUAUUUUAAAAAAUAUG